This is a messenger RNA of Anneissia japonica, 3827 nucleotides long. RefSeq names its product signal peptide peptidase-like 2B. Gene Ontology annotation, cellular component: lysosomal membrane; cytoplasmic side of endoplasmic reticulum membrane; Golgi-associated vesicle membrane. NCBI's taxonomy places the organism in Eukaryota, Metazoa, Echinodermata, Crinoidea, Comatulida, Comatulidae. The transcript is spliced from 14 exons. The record is from RefSeq and is a predicted model, not a curated record. Gene Ontology annotation, molecular function: aspartic endopeptidase activity, intramembrane cleaving. Bases 37 to 1749 code for a protein of 570 amino acids. Gene Ontology annotation, biological process: membrane protein proteolysis.
CUUGCUUCUGACCAGCAGCUGCUGAUAGAGGGCGACAUGAAAACUAAUCAAAACAAAUCCCAACAAAUUAUAAGAAAAAUGUUCACAUUUGUAGUUUAUUUACUGAUGAUUGUCGCUAUUUUUGAACAGGCGACUUCAGCACUUGAACAUGGUGUUCUGACUGUAAAACGAUCUACUGCUGUGGACGAAAAUCAAAGUGAACACUUCUGUAUUGCUUACAAUCCAGAUAACACCACUUUACCCAAGGAAAACUCAUUUCACCCACUGUUGGACCUGAGUUCAUCCAGUUUGUGCAAAGAUCCUGUUCAACCUGGAAUUAUUAAGGGAAAAGUUGUCAUAGUGAAGAAUGGUAAUUGUAGUUUACUGGAGAAAUCUCUUAUUGCACAAAAAUAUGGAGCGGAUUCAAUCAUCAUUUCUGUUAAUGGAUCACAAAAAAUGAAGUUUAAUGGAUCGGAGGUACUACAAAUCUCUGUUGCUAUUAUACUUGAUGAUGAUGUCAAAUUAAUCAAGAAGGGUGAAGAGAAUUUGGUUGCAAGUUUGUCUGCACCUGAUCAACCAAUCCUUGAUUACAAUAUGGCUUUGAUAUGGAUAAUGGCAACAGGAACGGCUAUUGGGGGUGCAUUGUGGGGUGGAACAAGAGCACAUAAAGCUGUGUUACGGAAGAAAAACAAGCAGCGUAGAAGAGCAGAGACAGUGGAGGAUGAACAGACGAACAAUGAUGAUGCUGAUUCUGAUGAUAGCGUGCCAAUUACUUCCAUGUUUGUUAUAAUUUGGGUCUUCAUGAUUGUCAUUGUUCUUUUACUCAUGUUUUUCUUGUACGAUUAUUUUGUGUAUGUUAUCAUUGCACUCUACUGUUUGGGAGCUGUUAAUGGGCUGUACAUUUGCCUGUCACCAUUUGUUUUAGCUAUAUUUCCAUUUAAAACAAGAAUAGUUUGCUGUAGUGCAUCAGAUAAGAUGAGGCCUCUGGUUGUGAGUGUGGUCUUGGUAGCAGUCUGUGCUUCAUUUGUAGUGAUAUGGUUCUGUUUUCGUCAUGCUGACUUUGCAUGGAUAUUGUUGGAUAUGAUGGGAAUAGCGUUUUGUAUUAGUAUCCUAAAAACCAUACGCCUCAGUGAUUUUAAGACUUGUUUUCUUCUCCUGUCUUUGUUGUUCUUUUAUGACAUUUUCAUGGUUUUUGUAACACCAUACAUCACAAAGAGUGGUGAAAGUAUAAUGGUUGAAGUAGCAACUGGUUCAGGAGGAACUAAAGAACAGAUUCCAGUGCUGUUACAGGUCCCCCGUCUAUGUACAUCUGUUUACUCAGUGUGUAAUGCGACUGCCUACUCAAUGCUGGGUUUUGGUGAUAUAUUGAUACCAGGUUUGCUUAUAAGUCACUGUUAUGCAUUUGACCUUAAAGUGAACAGCAAACGGAUUUACUUAAUCUCGACCAGCAUUGCUUAUGGAACUGGUCUCCUCAUCACCUUCGCUGCUCUAGCUGUAAUGCAGAUGGGUCAACCAGCUUUAUUGUAUCUUGUUCCGACAACUGUUGGAACAGCGUUAACAGUAGCAAUGAUCAGAGGGGAGGUUAGACAUUUAUGGAAUGGCAAUUUGGAUAAAAAAGAUGAAGGUGAUACAGUUGAUGUGGGUACAGUGACAAGUAGUUCAGCAUCCCGAGUGACCGAAGAAGGUCAUGUGACCUGUCAUAAAAGAAAUAAUGGAAGCAACGAGAGCUUGGAACCACUGAUGGAGUCAGAAGUUGUCAAUGUGAAUUGAAGAGAAUGUUGGUUUCCUUUGUUCCCCUUACCAUGAACCAUACACAUUAGGGGCAUUCCAGUACUUCCAGUAGCUUUAGUACUUUCAACCAGAAUAUAAUUUUUGGAAUGUGAAAAUUGGAAUUAUUGUUAAAGUGUACUGCUGCCUUUUCUCUUUCACUGGCUUAUUUAGGUUAGAUAGAGAAUGUAUUUUACCUAAAGUUACUAAUAAUAAUAUUGUAGAUAUUUAUAAAGUGGCAUUUAAAUGUCUGGGUGAGUAUCAUCCCCCCUGCUUGUUAAUGGUGGAAAAGCUGUGUAAAGUGAUUUUUAAUGUUGAUUUGCUAUUUUAUCUAGUCUUCUUUAAUUAUUGCAAACAGUAUAAUCAGUAAGGUACCAUUUUUCAAUUAUGAUUUUGAUUGAAGCAAUAGAAAUUUAUUGUUUAAUGUGGAUUGCUCUUUGACUAUUGUGUCUAAUCUAUCUAGUAUUUGCAAAAAAAUAUAUAACCAGUAAAGCGCCAUUUUCAAUUAUGUGUUAGACUACACCCCUCCUCCACAUUUACCUGUAAAUGCUUGAUACACAGUUGACCAUAUUGCAGUCCUAAUUAAACUACACAUAUCUAUAUCCAAGUGUCCCAAGUCACUUCUAGGAGAUCUAAUUUACUGAGCUAUCAUUCAUCUUACUGUAUAUCACUGUGUGUGUUGAUAGCCAUGGCCAGAUAAUUAAAGGGAGACAGUACAGAAGAAUAGAAUUGCAAAUAUUCUAAAUUUGCAGAAGGGGUCAGUUUCCUAGAAGUUUUCACUUGUUCAGUGGAGAGAGACUGCAUCUUGUUGAAGAAUUGGGACCAUUUCAACCUAGAGAAAAAUGCCUAAUACACUACCUAAUAAUUAGAACCUAAAAAAUCUAUAAAAUACAGGUGCUCCACUGUUUUUAUGUUUUGAAAUCAUUUAAUUUAUGAAUUCUUAGUUCCAAGAACAGAUGGUUUGUGAAUAAUUCAGCCCAUAUUGACCAGAAAAUGAUUACAUCAGUUGAUUGAUUGAUCGAUUGAUUAAGACAUAAUUCAUUUUGUUAUCUCCUCCUUCUCUUGUAGUUUAUUUUAAUCCACGACAUAGAGUGACAUCAGCAUUGUGUUGGGCAAUUCCCAUGAAUAGAAACUGACCUGGUCUAAAGGAAUCAUUAACAUUGCCUCAGGACCCAAGUCAUUGGACCUCUUAGUGUAAUUGGGGUUUACAGGACCAAAGUUUACAUUUAGAAUGCAUUGAGCUAUUCAGCAGUGUUGGGUUAUUAUUACCAUAAAAUACUUUUGUCUCUGCCCUACCAUGGGAACACAUGCCAGCUUUAUACUUUAUAUAGAUAGGUAGAAACUUCUUUACUUUUAGAAUGCAUUGAGAUAUUCAACAAUAAUAGAAAUUUCUUUUUGUGGUUGUUCAAUCAAUGUGUGGACAUUAUCUUUUUUUUAGGGGGUGGGGGUGGCAGCUAUUUAACUCUUAAAUUACAAAAAAAAUAUAUAAAGUUAUUUACUAUACAAAUGGACUGGAGUCUUUAUUAUAAAUGUCCUUGGUCUGGUAUCAAGGAAUGAAAAGAAGCAAGUAAAAAAAGUUUGCAUGAAUAUCUGAUGGUAGAUUAUUUUAGAAUAUUAAGUCUUUAAAAUUAAACAUUAAAAUACUUACAGCAAAUGAUAUAUCAACAUAUGGUACAGAGGCACUUAAUUUGUUUGCCAGUUACACAUUAAUAUACAAUUGUUUUUGUUCAUUUUUGUAAAUAAAUACAUUAUACUUUGUUUACUUUGAGUAUUCAAAAGCAAAGAUACAUUAUUAGAAAUAAGCUAUUAUAUAUACAGUAUAUUAACAAUUUUUUUUGUAUUAUAUUUAUUGUUUUUAUAUAAAAUUAUACAUCGAUGCUUUAGAUCUAUGACAAAUGAUUUAAAACCAUAUGCUAAUUAUUUAUGGCGUAAAGUAUCCAUAUUUUUGUCAAUAGCAAAUAAUGAAGUAAAAUUGAAUUUUAAAAAUUUUGAAAAUAUGUGCUUAUGUGAACAAUUAUGUAUUCUUCAUGUUCAUCAGUGUGCUUUCAUAGCAAUAAAAGUUACAGUUCUAGUGGAACUAA